CCUAUGAAGUCCUGGAGCAGGCACUAAUGGAAGGCCCUUUGCAAACCUCCAUUCACUUGUGCCAUGAAAAUGGUCAAUGGAUGUCACGAUUACCAGAGCAGCUCUGGGAUGUUCCCCUCUAUAACUUAGCUCUUCCAGGGAGUCAUGACACUAUGACCUACUGCUUGGACAAAAGCUCUGCUGUUAGUGGCAAUGAUUCCAAGCUGGUGAAGUUUUUAAACAAAUGUAUGCCCUGCAUUGUGCACCCCAUUAUCAUGAAGUGGUCUACAACACAGGUGCUGACUGUGACAGAGCAACUUGAGGCCGGAGUUAGAUAUCUGGAUUUCAGGAUUGCCCACAAGGCUAAUGAUCCAUCUGUGAACUUGUACUUCGUGCAUAUGGUUUACACAACUGUUACUGUACAGGAUAUUCUGUGGGAAGUGUUAAGGUGGUUGGAAACUCAUCCUCAGGAAGUUGUUAUCUUAGCCUGCAGGAAUUUUGAUGGAUUAACCAAGAAACUUCACUGUAAUCUUAUUGCCUGUAUAAAAGAGAUUUUUCAGUGUAAACUGUGUCCCAGAAAUGUGCUGCCGACGCUGAGGGCCAUGUGGCAGCGUGGCCAUCAGGUGAUUGUCUCCUACGAAGAGGACGUGGAAGUGGAGGAGCACUGCGAGCUGUGGCCCGCGAUCCCAUACUGGUGGGGAAACAAAACGGCCACCCGCGCUCUUAUCCAGUACUUGGAGCGCAUGAAGCGGAUGGGCCGCCCAGAACAAUUCUUUGUAGCGGGGAUUAACCUUACUGAAAAUUUAAGGUAUAUUCUCAUGCAUCCAUUUGGAUCACUGAAGAAAAUGACACUCCAGAGUCUUCCAUGCUUGAAAAUCUGGAUAAAGCAGCAGUAUCCAGGACCAAAACAAGAAUGUAUUAACAUCAUUGCUGGAGACUUCGUAGGAAACGGUGAUUUUGUCAAAGAUGUGAUAGAACUUAACACAAAAAUUAAUCCUCCAUUACACUGUCAAAGUAAAGGGCUGGAACAAAUAGCAUUUCAUUCUUGGCUUCUUAAGCUGUGA
Messenger RNA from Opisthocomus hoazin, 1043 nucleotides. Lineage: Eukaryota; Metazoa; Chordata; Aves; Opisthocomiformes; Opisthocomidae. The record is from RefSeq and is a predicted model, not a curated record.